CCGCGGCCUUGCUGCGUCUUGGGCCGCAGCAUCUUCCCCGGGCAAGAAGCGAGCAGCCCCCGAGAGGAGACAGGCGCCUGCAGGCAACUUGGGCGGCUGCCCUCUCCGUCGGGCGCUCUGUCAGCUGCUGUGUCUGUGGCCUUUGGCCGGUGCCAGCCCAGCCCCAGUGGCCCCUUGGCGAGCUCGUGGGCGGCUCUCCUGGGGAGCAGCUUCCUGCAGGGACCGGUUGUAGCGCGCCCCGUUUUCUCGCUGCCCUUUGCAGAUGGAUCUCCUGGGCUAGGAGCGGCUCCGGUGCCGAACCGAACCCAGGCCCUCUCGGGGAUACGGGAAGGCUCAGCGCAGUGCCAUUCAGUCGACGCUGGUAUGAGACUGUCAGACCAGCAACCACCUGGCUCAGUAGUGUCUGCACUGACUGGCAGCGCACCUCUAGGGUUUCCCGGGGGUAUCUUCCCAGCUCUACCCGGAGAGGAUGGGGGCGGAGGCCCGGAAGCUUCUCCUUGCAAACGGAUUUUCUAUCACUGAGCUGCAGCAGGCAGAGGGAGCUAUUGCAGGCCUUCGCUGGUGCGUCUGUGGCAGACAGAGCGAUAGACUUCGCGUGUCAGUUUCAGGUGCAAGAGAUGCGGAAGCCGCAAUGAUGGAAGCAAGAGACCCUUACUCAAGGGCCGGGAAGGGAUGGCUGCUUCGGAGCCCACACAGAAUUGCUGGACUGACUGGAGAAUCGUGACGGUGUUACUUCAAGGACACCUGCUGCAAAUGAGCUACUAAUGAAAGGAUCCAAGAGGCAGUGAACUUGAAGAUCGCUUGAAAGUGUCACCAAAUGGCUGACGUAAGAACAUAACUCUCCUGCCAGUUCACCUGCACAAUCCCACCUCACCACUGUCCUUCUCCUCCCCCUCUCCAGGCAGAAGAAUCAGAAUAGUAGAGUUGGAAGGGGCCUAUAAGGCUAUCAGGUUCAACCCCCUCCUCAAUGCAGGAAUCCAAAUCAAAGCAUUCCUGACAGAUGGCUGUCCAGCUGCCUCUUGAAGGCCUCCAGUGUCUGGGAGCCCACUACCUCUCUAGGUGUGCUGUUUACCUUACCAUGGAAAGGCUGGUCCUGUCCCUUCUUAUUAUGAGCACUGCAGUGAAGACCAUGAUGUGUCCCACGCGCUGCAUGUGCCAAAGCUUGUCCCCAUCCUUCACCAUCCUCUGCACAAAAACUGGGUUGCUCUUUGUUCCUCCGAGCAUUGACCGGCGAACAGCAGAGCUCCGGCUGAUGGAUAACUUCAUCACCACGCUCAGACGGAAGGAUUUUGCCAACAUGACAAGCCUGAUUCACUUGACGUUGUCCCGAAACACAAUCAGUCAGAUUAUGCCUUAUGCGUUUUUUGAUCUUAAAGGCCUUCAUGCAUUACAUCUGGAUAGUAAUAGACUCACCUAUAUCAAUGAGGAUCACUUCAAAGGGUUAAUUAAUCUUCGUCACUUAAUUCUCAGUAACAAUCAGUUAAACUAUAUUUCUCCUGGAUCUUUGGAUGAUUUCAUUGACACAAUUGAGGAUCUGGAUCUGUCCUAUAAUAAUCUUGUUAAUAUACCUUGGGAAACAGUUGGGAGGCUGUCAAACGUCAACACCAUCAGCUUGGACCAUAACCUCAUAGAUUUUAUCCCUGAAGGAGUCUUCUCAAACCUUCACAAGCUGGCUCGGCUGGACAUGACCUCCAACAAACUGAAAAAGAUCCCCCCUGACCCUCUGUUCUCCCGCAUCCCUGUGUAUGCCAAGCCAAAGGGAUCCCCCUUGUCCUCUUUGGUGAUGAGCUUUGGUGGGAAUCCCUUGCACUGUAACUGUGAACUCGUGUGGUUACGACGCCUGACUCGGGAAGAUGACCUAGAGACAUGUGCCUCCCCUCCAGAGCUGAUGGGUAAGUAUUUCUGGUCCAUUAGGGAGGAGGAGUUUGUCUGUGAGCCUCCCAUGAUUACUCACAGAACCCCAAAGCAGGUUGUUAUGGAAGGACAGGGUGUUUCUUUGAAGUGUAAAGCUGUGGGUGACCCAGAGCCGUAUGUCCGCUGGAUUUCACCUGGGGGAAAAUUAGUCUCCAACUCUUCCCGAACAAUUUCUUUUGAGAAUGGUACUUUGGAUAUCUUGGUGACUUCUGCAGAGGAAAAGGGCACAUUUACUUGUAUAGCAUCCAAUGCUGCAGGGGAGUCCACUGCGCCAGUUGAACUCUUGGUUAAUCCAUACCCUCACCUUGCUAACAGCACAAACUGUGAUAAGGAAGCUGAUCCAGGCCCUUCGGACAUUCUUAUCUCCUCCAAGUCAAGCUUCCCCAAUGAAACCAAAUCCCGGCAAGAGAGGAAAGUUGUGGUUGCUGAGCUGAGCUCCUCCUCUGUCCUCAUCCAGUGGCCUUCCCAGCACCACAUCCCAGGAAUCCAGAUGUUCCAGAUCCAGUACAACAGCUCUGCUGAUGACAUUCUGGUGUACAGGAUGAUCCCUGCUGCCAGCAAGUCCUUCUUCCUGACGGAUCUGGUUGCUGGGCGUGACUAUGAUCUUUGUGUCCUUGCUGUUUAUGAAGAUGGUGUGACGUUUCUGACGGCGACCAUUGUGGUUGGAUGUGUGCAGUUCACCACGGACGAAGAGUACAGGCAGUGCCAGUCCCUCCAUGCCCAGUUCCUGGGUGGAACAAUGAUUAUAAUCAUUGGAGGCAUCAUUGUGGCAUCUGUUCUUGUUUUCAUCUUCAUUCUUCUGAUGAAGUACAAAGUUUACACUAACCAUCACAAAAAUAAACAUGCUAAAGUGAACAAUGUUUGUUCUCAGACCAAUGGCAGCCAAAGUGGCUCUGUGGCUCGCUCCAGUUCCAAAUUGGCGGAGGGGCUACAACAGGAAUGCUCAGGACUGCCUAUCAGGGGCAAAACUGUGGUAGAUCUAGAGUGUGAAAGAGCAACUUCUACAGACAUGACCAUUUUAAGAAGUGACGGCUUGUCUCAGUAGCCACACUGACCCCAGGUGAAUAGCACAAAACAAUAACUCAUGUGGUUGUAUUUUAAGCUUCAUUACUAUUGUCUAUUUUUAAGAUCAGAUGGUUUAAAAAACUAUUUUUUUAAUCUGUAAAAGUUCUUGCAUUCUUAACUAUUUUUGUUGCACUAUAUUAAAUAAAGUGUGUUAUU
This is a messenger RNA of Rhineura floridana, 3135 nucleotides long. RefSeq names its product leucine-rich repeat and fibronectin type III domain-containing protein 1-like protein. Gene Ontology annotation, molecular function: protein binding. NCBI's taxonomy places the organism in Eukaryota, Metazoa, Chordata, Lepidosauria, Squamata, Rhineuridae. Bases 1001 to 2959 code for a protein of 652 amino acids. The transcript is spliced from 6 exons. The record is from RefSeq and is a predicted model, not a curated record.